AUGGAAGACAAUGUUAAACCUGUGAGACAGCCUCAGAGAAGACUAAACCCCACAAUGAAGGAAGUAGUCCGCAAAGAAGUGGUGAAGCUCAUGGAUGCUAGAAUGAUUUAUCCAAUUUCUGACCCUGCAUUGAUGUCAGGACACCAAUUUGGUUUUAAACUGGGAAAACUGCCAGUUUAUGGUGUGAGAUGUUUCUUAGGCCAUGCAGGUUUUUAUCGGAGAUUCGUUAAGGAUUUCUCAAAGAUUGCAAAGCCUCUUAGCCAACUGUUAGUGAAGGAAAAUGAGUUCCUUUUUUAUGAAGCCUGCCUCAAUGCAUUCAAUGUGCUAAAGGAAAAGCUUACCACAACGCUUGUUCUGACGGCUCUGGAUUGGAGUCUCCCUUUUGAACUCAUGUGUGAUGCGAGCGCAUAUGCAAUGGGUGUUGUACUUGGUCAGCGUAAGAAUAAAUUAUUGCAUGUUAUUUACUAUGCUAGCAAGGUUUUUAAUGAGGCACAAGUCAAUUAUGCCACCACUGAAAAAGAGAUGUUAGCAGUAGUUUAUGCAUUAGAUAAGUUUAGGCCUUAUUUGAUAGGUUCUAAAGAGUUUGACUUGGAAAUCAGAGACAAAGCUAGAGUGGAAAAUAAAGUUGUCGAUCACUUGUCUAGGAUUCAAGAUAAGGACUUGCAAGAAGGACCUAAAAUAGAGGUUAAUGAGUCCUUUCCUGAUGAGCAAGUGAUGCGGUGUGUUGUUGAAUUUGAAGUACCAGAUCUUCUGUGGCACUGCCAUGCAUCUGACUACGGAGGACAUUUUGGAGCCAACAGGACUGCACAGAAGGAUGCAAGAGAGUUCUUAGAGAAAUGUGACAAGUGCCAGAGGACGGGAAACAUAUCCCGUAAAGAUGAGAUUCCCCUCAACUUUAUAUUAGAGGUGGAGUUGUUUGAUGUUUUGGGAAUUGACUUUAUGGGACCCUUCCCUAUGUCAUAUUCUAACCAAUACAUCUUGGUUGUUGUGGACUACAUGUCCAAGUGGGUAGAAGCUGCCACUUUACCUACUAAUGAUGCAAAAGUGGUGGUGUCUUUCUUGCGGAAGAACAUUUUCACUUGUUUUGCAGUUCCUCGUGCGAUCAUCAGUGAUGGUGGCACUCACUUCUGCAAUAAACAAUUUGAAAGCUUGCUUACAAAGUAUGGCAUCACUCACAAGGUGGCUACCCCAUACCAUCCUCAGACCAGUGGACAAGUAGAAAUUUCAAAUAAAGAGCUGAAGAGGAUUUUGGAGGUAGGAAAUUCAAGGAAAGAUAGGGAAAAGAAACUUGAUGAUGCACUCUAG
Gastrolobium bilobum is the source of this 1305-nucleotide messenger RNA. RefSeq lists its product as uncharacterized. The record is from RefSeq and is a predicted model, not a curated record. The transcript has 6 exons. Gene Ontology annotation, biological process: DNA integration. Bases 1 to 1305 code for a protein of 434 amino acids. Lineage: Eukaryota; Viridiplantae; Streptophyta; Magnoliopsida; Fabales; Fabaceae. Gene Ontology annotation, molecular function: nucleic acid binding.